Molecule: messenger RNA, 949 nt
Organism: Salvelinus namaycush (lake trout)
Lineage: Eukaryota; Metazoa; Chordata; Actinopteri; Salmoniformes; Salmonidae
Product: probable E3 ubiquitin-protein ligase HERC4
Exons: 4
Coding region: 197-763 (188 amino acids)
Biological process (GO): protein polyubiquitination
Molecular function (GO): ubiquitin protein ligase activity
Source: RefSeq, a predicted model, not a curated record
UGCUGUAUCAAAUUGGCUCAAAUUAAGAUCCUACAUUGAAGUGAAGUGGUAUGAAUUACUGAACAUUAGAUCAGUUAUAUUAUUUUAGUGUGUAUGUCUCUCGCAGAUCACUCCCAUCUAUUUGUCCAUACCCUCAGUCUGCAGUGUUAUCAUUGUUCAUUUACCUCACUAUUUUCAUUACUCACUAUUAUAGGUGAUGUGGGGUGAUGUAGCGGUGGAACUUGAUCCCAAAGAAACUGGAAAACUUGUCACAAGUGCUAAUAAGAAGGAGUUUGUUGACACCUAUGUGAACUACAUCUUCAACCAGUCAGUAGAGGUGGUGUUUGAAGAAUUCAGGAAAGGCUUCUUCAAGGUGUGUGACAAGGACGUGGUGGAGUUCUUCCAGCCAGAGGAACUGAGGGGAGUGAUGGUGGGGAAGGAGAAUUUCGACUGGGAGACGCUGAAACAGAACACUGUGUAUGAAGGAGAGUACCAUGCUGGGCAUCCCAACAUCGUCACAUUCUGGGAGGUGUUUGAGGAACUGACAGAGGAUCAAAAGAAAGCAUUCCUGUUGUUCCUGACUGGCUGUGAUCGUGUGCCCAUCCUGGGUAUGAACCAGAUCAGGAUGCGGGUCCAACCCCUUCUCAACUCCUCCCAACAGCAUUUCCCAGAGGCGCUGACCUGUCACUCUCUGUUGCAGCUGCCCAUCUACCCCUCCAAAGAGAUACUACAGAGCAGGCUUAUAGAGGCUGUUGGCCACAACAGAGGCUUCUGGAAUGAAUAAUGGGUAUAUAAUGUUGCUGCUGUAUAUACUCCUCUCCUGUGUUCAUAUUUUCAUUGUUCCAUAGUUGGGUUUAAGAUUUGGAUUGUUUUAAUGUAGGGUUGUAUUUCAAAUCCUAACUUGAGAUCUGUGCGGUACUAUGACAUUAUCAUAUUGCAUUCCACAAAUUUUAUUAAAACAUUUAUAAAU